UUACCACUUCCACACCCUUUCCAACACCACAACUCUUUAUCAAACAAACCAAUACCUACACAAAACUCUCGCAGGACGACGACUAAAGCACAUACAAGUUCAUACAAAGUCACAAACGUCUACAACACCUCUCGCGCGACAGGAUGAAUACCCGAGCAAAGCUCAAAGGUCACCUCGUCAUGCCGGUCAUGAAACUUCUCGCAUUGUCCCUCUACAUUCUUCCAGCUCAAGCCUUCUUCCGUCAUCUCUGCUUCGGUGAACUCGCCAACGGUCGCAUCGAUCCUAUAGUCUCUCCAGGUCAGCCAUCGCAGCAUCUCCAUGUCACUUUUGGCGCUUCUAACCUCGGUUUCGAUCCCACCCUUGACGAACUCUUGGACUCAAAUUGCUCAAGCUGCUCCAUCACACAAGACCAUUCGGCAUAUUGGGCUCCACGCAUGUACUUCCAGUACUCCAAUGGCACCUUCGAAAUGGUUCCAACCUCAGGCGGCAUGACUGUGUACUACUUCACUGAAGGACCCUAUGGCGACGGCUCAAACGUUACCGCGUUCCCCCAAAACUUCCGUAUGAUUGCUGGCAGCUCGACUAAGCGCACUUUUUACGGACCAGAACCAGAUCCACCGAUGUCAACCUGGGAUUGGAGCGAUACCACCCAGCAGUCACUCAUGGAGAAGGCGCUCGGCUUCAACUGUUUGCAUUAUGAUCAACCCCCAAACGAAGGCGCCUUGGAUUACCACUACCUGCGCAAUAAAACUUUCCUUGACUCCACCUGUACCGAUGGGAUCCGUGCCGAGUUGAUGUUUCCAUCCUGUUGGAAUGGACAAGAUCUAGACAGCGCCAAUCACAGUACCCAUAUUGCAUACCCAAACGAGGUCAAAUAUGGUUGGUGUCCUGAUGAUUAUCCUGUUCGACUUCCAGUCUUGUUCUACGAAACCAUCUACCAGACGAACUUGUUCAACAACAUUGACGGACAGUUUGUGUUCUCCAAUGGUGACCCUACUGGUUAUGGCUAUCAUGGUGACUUCAUCUGCGGUUGGAAUGAAGGUGUGCUUCAAGAAGCUAUCGACAGCACCGUCUGCACCGGUCUCAACAGUAGCGGCUUGCAAGAAGAUUGCCCCAUUUUCAUUCUUCAGGAUGAGGGAAAUGCUACAGAAUGCAAGCUGGACAUGCCAGAAGCUCUGCAGAAUGAGGCGAUCAACUAUAUCCAGACACUUCCUGGCAACAUCCCCAUCCAAUCCGGUCCUCAGUCUGCCACGUUCCCAGCAAACGCACCUUCAGUCCAGCCAUCUGCAGCAAUGCCAAAUAGCACCACACUGCCGUCGCCUCCAAUUCCGACCCCUGGACCUACAGCAUUGACCUCAUCGACCUCACAAAGCUCUUUCGAUGUGUUGGCAUCUACCACAAUUGUUCAACCUGACUCGUUCACUACGAUGACAACUUCAUAUGUGAGCGGCAACACAAUUAUUGAAAUGAUAUUGGUCGAAGAAGUUGUUACCGUCACUAGCUUUGAGGGAGUGGAACCUACAGGAGGCGUCCGCAAACGUCAUCUGCACAAGCAUGGCCACAAAGCCCGACAGAAUCUGUUCUAAGGCUGAUAUAGCUUGGUAUAGCUGACCAAAGUGAUGUCCCCUUGGGUAUCCAGACACAAACCAGGCUGGCUUGGAAAUAAUCCUGGCAAAUGUGCAGACACGGAAGUGCCUGGGGCACUG
Messenger RNA from Exophiala viscosa, 1706 nucleotides. Its product is annotated as WSC domain-containing protein. The transcript has 3 exons. Bases 144 to 1586 code for a protein of 480 amino acids. The record is from RefSeq and is a predicted model, not a curated record. NCBI's taxonomy places the organism in Eukaryota, Fungi, Ascomycota, Eurotiomycetes, Chaetothyriales, Herpotrichiellaceae.